UUCAAAUUAAAAAAAAAUGGGAAAGAUUAUGAAGCCUGGACGAGUUGUGAUCAUGCUUAAUGGUCGAUUUGCUGGACGCAAAGCUGUUGUGAUCAAAAGUUAUGAUGAUGGUUCUUCUGAGAGGCCUUAUGGACAUGGAUUGGUUGCUGGGAUUGACAAGUUUGUGUUUCUUUUUAAUUGUUGGAUCGCCCCUCUUUUGGAUCCCCCUCCCCUUUCCAUAUGAUUCUUAAGCAGGAAAAAGCAUUAAAUUAAUUCUAGCACCCGUUUUGGGACCAUUUAAGGUUGAUUAGGCCAGAAAGGGUUUCUGAAUUUGGGACUAGUGAAAAUGUAGCAAAGCCAAUAGGAUUGGGGUUUUCGAGUCGGACCAACAUCCGAGUCAUUUUUCCGGGCCUCAUUUCUUUCGGGCCAGCUCGUCAGUCAUUUUCAGGGCCAAAAUUCAAUGCCUGACUCGAUUUUUCGGGUUGGGCCGGAUCGGGCCC
Molecule: messenger RNA, 479 nt
Organism: Meloidogyne enterolobii
Lineage: Eukaryota; Metazoa; Nematoda; Chromadorea; Rhabditida; Meloidogynidae
Source: the annotation of a GenBank genome assembly